AUGGCCAGAUGCGGCAACAUCGUAUCGGGCCCGUUGGCCUACGCCGCCGCCCCGGCGCUCCUCCAACCGGCGCCAUUGGCCAAAUUGGCUGUGGCGGCGCCCGUCGCCAAACUAUCCACCGAAGAGUACGACCCGAAUCCGCAGUACUCCUUCGGCUACGACGUCCAGGACAGCCUCACCGGCGACAGCAAGAGCCAAGUGGAGAGCAGGAACGGCGACGUCGUACAAGGUUCUUACUCGUUGAACGACCCUGAUGGUACCCGCAGAACCGUCGAUUACACCGCAGAUCCCGUCAACGGUUUCAACGCCGUGGUACGCAAGGAACCACUCGUAGCCAAAGCCGUAGUCGCCAAGGUAGCCGCCCCCGCUCCCCUCACCUACGCCGCCCCCGCUCCCCUCACCUACGCCGCCCCCGCAGCUCGCCUCAGCUACGCCGCUCCCGCCGCUCACAUCAGCUACGCCGCCCCCGCUGCUCAUCUCAGCUACGCCGCCCCCGCUGCUCAUCUCAGCUACGCCGCCCCAGCCGCUCAUUUGAGCUACGCCGCCCCAGCCGCUCAUGUGAGUUACGCCGCCCCCGCUGCUCAUCUCAGCUACGCCGCCCCAGCCGCUCAUGUGAGUUACGCCGCCCCCGUGGCCAAGUACGCGGCCGCCCCCGCUUUGAGUUACCACGCACCGUUGGGUUACGCCGCUCCCGUCGCCAAAUUGGGAUACGCCGCCGCCGCCGCCCCCUUGGGAUACGCCGCCCCCGCUCAUUUCGUACACUAA
This is a messenger RNA of Phyllotreta striolata, 765 nucleotides long. Lineage: Eukaryota; Metazoa; Arthropoda; Insecta; Coleoptera; Chrysomelidae. The record is from the annotation of a GenBank genome assembly.